Messenger RNA from Diabrotica virgifera virgifera (western corn rootworm), 374 nucleotides. RefSeq lists its product as uncharacterized. The record is from RefSeq and is a predicted model, not a curated record. Gene Ontology annotation, biological process: copper ion transport. NCBI's taxonomy places the organism in Eukaryota, Metazoa, Arthropoda, Insecta, Coleoptera, Chrysomelidae. Gene Ontology annotation, cellular component: cytosol. Gene Ontology annotation, molecular function: metal ion binding; copper chaperone activity. The transcript has a single exon. The coding region runs from base 90 to 308 and encodes 72 amino acids.
CGCCGGAGAUAAAUAUUUAAAUCAUUAAGCAUUCAACAGUAUUUGCUUCUGUCUAAAACAUCACUUAUUCGAUCAACAACAAAUCAAAGAUGUCCCAAAUACACGAAUUCAACGUAAAAAUGACCUGUGGAGGAUGCAGUGGUGCUGUGGAAAGAGCUCUAAAUAAACACGUUGGAAAAGGUGUGGAAGAAGUUUCUAUAAGUCUGGAAAGUCAGAGUGUUAAAGUGAAAUCAACUUUGCCUGCUAAUGAUGUCUUGGAGAUUAUCAAAAAAACUGGAAAGGAAGUUCAGCUUGUCUCAUCGUCUUAAUGAGUGAUUUUAUGUUUUUAUGAUGUUUAUGUGAUGGAGUAUUUAAAAUAUUAAAUUUUUAUGGUA